AUGUCAGCGCGCGUGCGCGUGGCCGCUGCCUCGGCACGCACGCUGGCUGUGGUGAGUAGGAUGUCAGCGCGCGUGCGCGUGGCCGCCGCCUCGGCACGCACGCUGGCUGUGGUGAGUAGGAUGUCAGCGCGCGUGCGCGUGGCCGCCGCCUCGGCACGCACGCUGGCUGUGGUGAGUAGGAUGUCAGCGCGCGUGCGCGUGGCCGCCGCCUCGGCAUGCACGCUGGCUGUGGUGAGUAGGAUGUCAGCGCGUGUGCGCGUGGCCGCCGCCUCGGCAUGCACGCUGGCUGUGGUGAGUAGGAUGUCAGCGCGCGUGCGCGUGGCCGCUGCCUCGGCACGCACGCUGGCUGUGGUGAGUAGGAUGUCAGCGCGCGUGCGCGUGGCCGCUGCCUCGGCACGCACGCUGGCUGUGGUGAGUAGGAUGUCAGCGCGCGUGCGCGUGGCCGCCGCCUCGGCACGCACGCUGGCUGUGGUGAGUAGGAUGUCAGCGCGCGUGCGCGUGGCCGCCGCCUCGGCAUGCACGCUGGCUGUGGUGAGUAGGAUGUCAGCGCGUGUGCGCGUGGCCGCCGCCUCGGCAUGCACGCUGGCUGUGGUGAGUAGGAUGUCAGCGCGCGUGCGCGUGGCCGCCGCCUCGGCACGCACGCUGGCUGUGGUGAGUAGGAUGUCAGCGCGCGUGCGCGUGGCCGCUGCCUCGGCACGCACGCUGGCUGUGGUGAGUAGGAUGUCAGCGCGCGUGCGCGUGGCCGCCGUCUCGGCACGCACGCUGGCUGUGGUGAGUAGGAUGUCAGCGCGCGUGCGCGUAGCCGCUGCCUCGGCACGCACGCUGGCUGUGGUGAGUGGAUGUCAGCGCGCGUGCGCGUGGCCGCUGCCUCGGCACGCACGCUGGCUGUGGUGA
This is a messenger RNA of Schistocerca piceifrons (Central American locust), 894 nucleotides long. RefSeq lists its product as uncharacterized. The coding region runs from base 1 to 894 and encodes 297 amino acids. Lineage: Eukaryota; Metazoa; Arthropoda; Insecta; Orthoptera; Acrididae. The transcript has a single exon. The record is from RefSeq and is a predicted model, not a curated record.